GGCUGCCGGUGUCGUCGUCGUCUGUGGGGCCAUGAACGGCUCGGCGAACCCGCUGCUGGACAAGGAGGAGCAUCCGCUGCAGCUGGGCGAGAGCUUCGAGCGGCAUCCCAAGGCCUCUUUCCACACCAUCCGCUAUGAUUUCAAGCCAGCAUCUAUAGAUACGUCUUGUGAGGGGGAGCUUCAAGUCGGCAAAGGAGAUGAAGUAACCAUUACAUUGCCACAUAUUCCAGGUUCUACUCCUCCCAUGACGGUGUUCAAAGGAAAUAAAAGGCCUUACCAAAAGGACUGCGUACUUAUUAUCAACCAUGACACUGGGGAAUAUGUGCUUGAAAAACUAAGCAGCAGCAUUCAGGUCAAGAAGACAAGAGCGGAAGGCAGCAGUAAAAUCCAAGCUCGUAUAGAACAGCAGGCUGCCCGAGCCUCCCAACCUUCUUCCACCCAGUUCAGAGCUCCUACAAAGCCAGCAGCUGGUCCCAAAACUUCCCCAUUGAAAGACAACCCUUCACCAGAGCCUCAGCUGGAUGAUAUUAAGAGAGAGCUAAGAGCUGAGGUUGAAAUUAUUGAGCAGAUGAGCAGCAGUAGCGGCAGCAGCUCGUCUGAUUCGGAGAGCUCCUCUGGGAGUGAUGAUGACACCUCUAGCAGUGAUGGUGAUGAGGCUGCGCACCCUUCUCCUUCUCAGCAGUACAACAACAGGAAUGUGGUUGCCAAUGGUACCAGCAGGCCACAAGGAAGCAAUCAGCUCAUAAACACACUCAGAAAUGACUUGCUGUUGAGUGAAUCUGGAAGUGACAGCGAUGAUUAGAACGAGGUUCCUCCAGGAGUUUCCAGUUGGAGAUGUGUAAAGAUGCAAGUUUAGUGGGCAGUAAGAGUGAUGUCGAUGUGAAAGCUGGUUUGGGAUGUGACUAUAGAAGUGCAACUAUAAGAAGUGUGUGACCAUUGGUGGUGGUGGAGAACCCAUAAUGUUCCAGAAACAAAGGCUUAUAAUCUGUUUACUUUUUGUAUAAAUUGUGUAUGUUGUGUAUAUUCUUUUAAAGUUUUAAAUAUAUGUGAAUAUACUAAUGUAAUACUGUUAUCUGUGUUCUUACAGGCUGAUUGAUACUCUGUAAAGUGUAAAGGAUUAUCAUUUCUGUGUAAUCAGUUAUGACUUCUGCUUUUAGAAGAGGUCCACCACGCAGUGUAAGGAAAAAAUUGUUUGUAGGGUAUAUCUGAGCCAAGUUUAAAAACAAAAUAGGAAUUGGAGUGCAAAUGUGAAAUGAGACCUAGUGGUAAGAAGUGAUACUGCAUUUGGGUUUGCUUAAAUGUGAAUAGCCACUUGCCUGGUUGCCUGUGAUGAGCAAGAACUGCCUCCUGGCAAGGGAGCUUUUGUAAACUGGAAGAGAAUUGGUUCUUUUUCCAUUGGGCCUCAAUGUGUCACAACUGACUGACAGAUAUGUGUGGGCUGGUAGGCUAAUGGAACCUUUCAUAGGCUAGUAAUUCUUAUGGAUUUCUUGGUAAGUCUGGCUUCAGGCUUUACGAAUGCCUUUUUAUUGUUACUGAGAGCUCAUAUCAUGAUGAAGUUUUAAUAUGGUAGUUCUAAGGCAUAAAAAUGCCUUUUUAGUACUUCCACAUAGGAAAUUCUGCUAUCCCAUCGUACACAAGUCUGCUGCCUGUAGGCAUUGCAGAAACCCACACCAGCCAUAACUUGGUGUUGCAUAAACAUGAUGAAGCAGACAUGUGUAAAUGAUCAUAGGCCCAUUCACAUGUUAUGUUCAACACUCGUACAAGCGUAUACAGGUACAGAACUACACAGACACAAUCAUUCUCAUGUUUUGCCGAACGCCGGUACAAAAAUACGCUUUCUAUCUGCACCAUGCAUUUGUAUCCAGGUUCAGUUUUAAAAUAAACACAGUCAUUCACAUAAACAUGUAUGAAUGUACAGACAUAUGUACACUCGUAUAGCAUAAUGUCUAAAUCUGACUUCUAGACCUCUUCAGACAUUAUAACUUUGCCCCAUUGUAGCCAUGUACAGCAGAACAAAGGGAGAGGGCCCCACCCCCGUCACAUCACUCAUGCGCACCCUGCCACUCACUGUUACAACUGGGCUUGUCUGAAGAGGAGCUUCAGACAGAGGGGGGCUUGAAGAGUCUCCCAAUCACGGAAGCACCCACCAUCACAGGGAGGGCUCUGCCAUCUUCAGGCAAGCCCCGUUGUAACCGUGAGCAGUGUAACCGUGAGCACACAUGAGUGAUACAGCGGGAACCGGACUUCCUCUCCCUUCGCCCCACUGUACACAGCUACAGCAUGGUGAAGUUAUGCUGCCUCAGGUUUAUUAGGAUACAUGAAAUUUCUCACACAGGAGUGAUCCCUGUGUUUUAGAAAUUCAUCUUCUUUUCCUAAAAUGUGGUGAAGAUGGCAUAGGAAUGUUAAGUCCCAUAGUUCUUCAAAAUGAGAAACAAAGAUAUUGCCUCAUAUAGAGGAAAGUUACUCAUUGCAUGAGUAACUCAUUGCAUAACAGAUCUUGCUUAUACAAAAUUAUCAGUUUUGCCCUUUAACCUGUAGCUCCGUUAUAGAGCAUCUGUUUUGCAUGCAGAAGGUCCCAGGUUCAAUCCGUGGAAUCUCCAGAGAGGGCUGGGAAGGAAAGGACUCCUGCCUGAAGCCUUGGAGAGCUGCUGCCAGUCAGUGCAGAUGAUACUGAGUUAGAUGGACCAAUGGUCUGACUCUGUAUAAGGCAGUUUCCUAUGCUUCCUUAUUAGCUGCAUUGAUUGCACCAAAUGUAUGUAGUGUGCAGAAGCUUGCCUAGUGAACUGUACAACAGUGGCAAUAAAAACCAGAAACUAAUUUUAAAAUCUUCUAAAAUAUAUCAGAUUUUUUCUUAGUGAAAGGCAGGGAUGCAAAAAUCCAGGUGUUCAGUAGCCAGUGAAAACUAGAAAGUUGGGCUUGGCAGCUGACACCAGGGCUUCUGUAGAGAUCAGAAAGCAGAUUUCUUCUACUUGGGCUCCAGGUUUUUCCAAAAGUAGUUGUACCUCUAGUCAAAAACCAUAUCAAUCAUGAACAUUUUGAAGAUUAUAUGGAAAAAUGGAAGAGGUGGAAUCCUCUUCCACUCAGUUAAAAAUUCAGAGUUCCAUUUAGUGUGGUGUAGUCUAGCGUUUUAAUUUCACAGACUGGGUGUGUGUGUGUGACUCUGUGUGAGUUGUUUUCUUAGGAAGAAAAGAGAUGGAGAACUUGGCAGAGUAUUCUAAAAUCUUAAUUAUUUUUUUAGAUUAAACUGAUUUAAGUAGAUGCAUCUGUAUACCAUUUUCUAUGUGGCUGUACACACAUUUUUAGAAUUGUUCAGUUUCAAAAUAAUGUUAUGUGCAGGGCUGGCCCAUCCACUAGGUAAACUAGGCAAUUGCUUAAGGCAGCAAGCAGGGAGGGGUGCUGAUAACCAGGGUCACAUGCCACUCAGCAAGCCAGUGUGGGUGCUCCCGUUGGGGAGGGUGCACACACUUCCCAUCAUAUGGGUGGGCAAACGAGCAGGCAUUCCACAUCCCUGUUGCCCAUCUGGCCACCCACUUGCUCUCCUCACCGCCUCCACCUGCUGAGGUGAAUAAUAAUAAUAUUUUUAUUUUAUUUUUAUUAUUAUUAUUAUUAUUAUUAUUAUUAUUAUUAUUAUUAUUAUUAUUAUUAUUGCCCGCCCACCCAUCUAAUUCAGGAAACAGGGAAUGCCUGCUCACACACCCACCAAUGUUCCCUCUAACAGGGAUUCCCAGAUGUUGUUGACUACAAUUCCCAGAAUCCCCAGCUACAAUGACUUUUGCUUGGGGAUUAUGGGAGUUGUAGUCAAAAACAUCUGGGAAUCCCUGUUAGAGGGAAUACAGCCACCCACCCCCUUGGACAACAGGGACUAUGAGAUAUUCAUCCAAAUGAAGAGAGCUCAUAACAAUAGCAUUUGGGGAAAGUUCCAGUACAGCACAACAGCAUGCUCUAAGGGCCUUUUCUAAUAAGGAAGAGAUGGGAACCUAUCGACCGUAGGAGUAACCCUGUAUAACUAGUGCCAGCACAGAUGUGUAGCAAAUGGAUGGGAGAGAUUGUAAGAGGGAAGUAAGGCAGAACUGGACAACUUUGUCCUGCUUGCCUUCUGUAGAAAGUUGCUCUAACCAUUGUUGCAAAGGCUUGUGUCAUAACAGCUACAAGUAAGGAUAGGACUGAGUUGUAAGGCCUUCAUUGAAUGCCUUCCCAUCGCACAAAUAUGAUGUGGACUGUAGGAAGUCUAGUGCUUUGCUAUAUCAUAAUACAGCUAUAACACAUUACAUACCAUGGCAUAUACUAUAAAACACAUUGCGUUAUAUGGUAGGGAGGUGAUCAUACUGAAUACUCAUCACUUGCUUGACUUUCUAAUCCAAAUAUUGAGAGAAGUCACCAGAAAGUCAUCCAUACAUUUGAGAAUGUUUUUCUCCAGUUCCAAAGGCUAUUUAGGCAUAUAGACAGGGUUGUGUGAUUUAGAAUCAUUUGUGCAUGAUUCUGCACAAAUUCUGCAAACGUAGAAUUAGGAUUGGAUGUAGUAUUCAGCUUCUGGAAGAAUCUCAGUUUUGUUUCUAAGCAACUUUCUAGCCCUUAUGGGUGCAAAGAUAGGCUUGAAUGUAUGCUGCCACUGCUUGCUGGCAUCUCAGGUCAGAGGGGUGUUCAAUAAGAUUUCCAGUGGGGAGGCGGGCAAGGCUUUAGUAUUCUACAGAGCUCCUUAUCUCUCCUCAUAACUUGCAGAAGAACAGAUUAGGUAAAAUAAGCAAACAUGUAUUUUUUACAAAUACAUAUAACACAACUUGUAUAGAUUGAAUCAUGGGAUUUGUUUAACUUUGGGAGUGGUAUAUACAAUAACCUUUAAACUCCAAAAUCUAGAGGGAGCUUGAGAUUGUACAGCCAUACUUUUUGUAUAGGAGGGGUUGUACUGGAUAUCUUUCUAAAAGGAAUAAGCCCCGUUUCCCAUAAGCCACAUAUCACCCAAUCAAGUUUAAAAGGCAGGAGGACCACUGAAGCAAUCAAGAACAAUUUCAAAUAUUGGAGGAAUUAAGACUCAAGUAGGAGUGAUGCAGAACUCAGAUGUACAAUACACUAUUUUUGAUGCAAUUGUGCCUCAUAUUUAUCUGCAUCAUUAUAGUCUAGACACAUGUAUGUUUACAUCUAUGUAAUAUAUAUUAUAAAUACACCUUGUAAAAUUUUGUAGGGUUUUUCUUUUAAAUAUUUUAUUUAAAUAAAAAAUUAACUUCA
Messenger RNA from Hemicordylus capensis (graceful crag lizard), 5223 nucleotides. RefSeq names its product ELL associated factor 1 (gene EAF1). Gene Ontology annotation, cellular component: super elongation complex. The record is from RefSeq and is a predicted model, not a curated record. Gene Ontology annotation, biological process: positive regulation of DNA-templated transcription; regulation of transcription elongation by RNA polymerase II. The transcript is spliced from 6 exons. Gene Ontology annotation, molecular function: transcription elongation factor activity. NCBI's taxonomy places the organism in Eukaryota, Metazoa, Chordata, Lepidosauria, Squamata, Cordylidae. The coding region runs from base 32 to 802 and encodes 256 amino acids.